CCGAUGACUUUAGAAGUUGAUAGAGACAACGGGUGUAGAGCGUCACUGCUCCAGUACACCUGCUACACUGGGAGAAGCAACACCGUGCUGAAUACAGAGUGAACACACCGAGCGAUAUCUUGUACUUCAGGGGAACAUUGAUUUCACUUCAGUCAGUAACUACUAAAGUAUCAAGACAUAGCUGGCAGGAUAUAUUUUGGAAAAGAAACGACUGAGACAAUAAAAUGAAUUUCAGCAUGCACAGAGACACGACGGUGGUUCUCCCCAGCAGUGAAACAGCGCUCUCUGAUGAACUUACCCUGACUGAUUCACCUGGUGGAAGGGUUAUCAUUAAAGACAUACAGCAAGACUCCCCUGUUGCAAGAGUUGGCACCCUGAAGAAAGGUGAUCAACUAAAUGCAGUAACAAUACAUUUUGACAAUCUAAACAGUAAAGAGGUUGGCGAAAUAUUGAAAUAUACAGAACCAUACAAAACAAGUCUAAAAUUGAAUACAAACGAUGAACUCAGAACUCCAGCUUAUGGAUACAAACGUUCUUACAUGGGAAGCAAUGAUCAAACUUACUUAAAGUUGUACAACAGCAAGAUCAAGCCCCAUCUUAAACUAGCAAAACCAAGUCUGGAAGCACGUAGUCUGAUUGUUAAUGGAAUGGCACCUUCAAUUGAUGGAAGGAGUCCCAAGAUUUCUUCUGAAUUUGACACGAACCUAAAGGCUUCGCCAACUAUUGGUUUGAACACCCCUAGUUUUGAUAUCAAUGGUCCACAUGGUAAAAUACAAAUGCCUGAUGUUAAAGCUUCAACACCGAAUGUUGAAUCACCAAGAGGGGCCAUUAAGAUGCCAGGCAUGGACUUCAAAGGUGCAGGUUUUGAAAUGCCAUCAGCACAUUUAUCUGGGAUUGAGUCUACAUCUCCGAAAGGGGGUUUUGAUGGCAAUCUGCCAAGCGCAGAACUACAUGCACCAAAGUUUCAAAUGUCAUCACCCGAUUUACAUGGACCAAAUGUUUCAGCAUUGGACACAAACCUGAACUUUAAAGCACCUAAUGUCAAAGAUGUCGGCCUCAAUUUAUCGUCACCAAAUAUAGAUCUUGAAGCUCCAAACUUUCAAACUUCAAACAUUGAUGUAAGUGCUCCGAAGGUUGGUGCAGGAAUAAGGAUCCCGAAAUUUAAAAAACCUGCAUUUUCACUCACUGGAAAUGAUCCAAAAGGGCCUGAACUAGAUUUGUCUAUACCAGGGGUGAAGACAGAUAUAAAGACUCCUGAUAUGGAUCUCAAUGGAGGAGUAGAUCUCCCUGAUGCAACGGGGAAUUGGAAAAUGCCGAAAAUGCCCUCCUUUGGAUUAUCUGGACCCAAAGGACCAGAUGUGGAAUUUGAUGGUUCAUUAAAAGCACCCGGUGGUCAGAUAGAUCUUUCUGCUCCUGACAUUAAGGGGGAUAUCAAAGGUCCCAGCCUCGAUCUCAAAGGCCCAAAUAUGGACAUCAAUGCUCCAAGAGUUAAUAUGCCUGAUGCAAAUGGAACAUUAAAAAUGCCAAAUAUAAAGAUGCCUUCAUUUGGAUUUUCUGGGCCCAAAGGACCAGGUGUGGAUUUUGAUGGUUCAGUAAAAGCACCCAGUGUUGAUGUGUCAAGUCCAAAUAUUAAGGGAAAUUUUCAAUCUCCAGAUAUUGAUUUGAAACUUCCAAAAGGAGAAUUAGAUGCAAACUUGCCAGAUGCAGAACUUAAUGGAGGAAAGUUUAAGUUACCAGGAGUAAAAUGGCCUGCCAAUAAAUUGUCAUUGUCAGGUCCUGAUAAUGGACUGAAGCUACCAAAAGGUCACGUAGAUCUUUCUGCUCCAAACCUUACGGGAGAUAUCAAAGGUCCGAGCCUCGGUCUCAAAGGACCAAAUGUUGACCUUAAUGCUCCGAGUGUUGGCAUUCCUGAUGCAAAGACAAAGUUUAAAAUGCCAAGUUUACCUAUGACUUCCUUUGGUAUGUCAGGACCAAAAGUCCCUGAUCUGAAUGUUGAUGGUUCUGUGAAAGCCCCUAGUAUUGACAUGUCGGCUCCAAAUAUUAAAGGAAAUUUUGAAUCUUCAGAUGUGGACAUAAAACUUCCAAAGGGCGACCUUGAUAUCAACAUGCCCUAUGGUGACAUUAAGAAACCAAAAUUUAAAAUGCCAAAAUUUAACAUGCCAAGCACAAAUAUGUCCAUUCCAGACACCAGCCUAAAUUUAAAAGCACCGACAGUGACAGGCGAUUUUGAUGCAAAACUGAAGAAACCCAACUUAGACAUUUCUGGAAUUAAGGGACCUGAUAUGAAUUUAGGCGGUAAUCUUAAAAUUCCAGAUGCUGAUAUUUCAUCUCCUGACCUUAAAGCGGGAUUUGGAUCUGCUGGAAUAGGUUUUCAAAAGCCCAAAAUCAAAGCAGAUUACGAUAUGCCUGACAUGAACCUUGAUGUUCCUGACGUAAAACUGAAAGGCAAAGGCAUAAAGAAACCUUCACUCAAUAUGUCCGCAGGAAAGAUUUCAGUUCCUGAUGGGAACCUAAACUUAGCAGCUCCAAAUGUAGAUCUCGCUGCCCCAAAAUUACAAGGAGAUUUCAAAGGGCCAAACAUUGAUAUAAAAUCUCCAAAGAUCGAUGGCAGUGGUGCAGAAGGAAAAUUUAAGUUCCCAAAAUUUAAAAAACCUAAUUUUACCCUCAACAGAAAGAAACCUAAACUGGACGUGUCUGUGCCAAAUGUAAAGGCAGAUAUAAAGUCUCCUGAUGUGGACCUUGACGGAGGAGUAGAUCUCCCUGAAGCAAAGGGGAAAUGGAAAGCGCCAAGCUUACAUCUGCCCUCCUUUGGAGGAUUUGGACCCAAAGGACCAGAUGGGGAUUUUGAUGGUUCAUUUAAAGCACCCGGUGUUGAUGUGUCAGCCCCAAAUCUUAAGGGGAAUUUUGAAUCUCCAGAUAUUGAUUUGAAACUUCCAAAAGGAGAAUUAGAUACAAACUUGCCAGAUGCAGAACUUAAUGGAGGAAAGUUUAAGUUGCCAGGUGUAAAGUGGCCACAUAAUAAACUGUCAUUAUCAGGUCCUGAUAAAGAUCUGAAGCUACCAAAAGGUCAGAUAGAUCUUUCUGCUCCUGACAUCCGGGGGGGCAUCAAAGGUCCAGGCCUCGAUGUCAAAGGCCCAAAUAUUGACCUCAAUGCUCCAAGCAUUGAUGUUCCUGAUGCAAAGGCAAGGUUCAAAAUGCCAAAUUUACAUAUGCCUUCCUUUGGUCUGGCAGGACCAAAAGCACCAGGGCUGGAUGGUUCUGUGAAAGUCCCCGAUAUUGACGUGUCAGGUCCAAAGAUUAAAGGGAAUUUUGAGCCCCCAAAUGUUGACCUAAAUAUUCCAAAGGGGGACCUUGAUAUCAACAUGCCCAGUGCAGAAAUUAAGAAACCAAAAUUUACAAUGCCUAACUUUAGCAUGCCAAGUGCAAACUUGUCAACUCCAGACACCAGCUUGAAUUUAAAAGCACCAGUGGUGACAGGUGAUUUUGAUGCAAAAUUGAAUAAACCUAACUUAGACAUUCCUAGAAUUAAGGGACCUGAUAUGAACUUUGGUGGUAAUCUUAAAAUUCCGGAUGCUGACGUUAAAGCGGGAUUCGGAACUGCUGGAAUAGAUUUUAAAAAGCCCAAAAUCAAUGCAGAUUACGAUAUGCCUGACAUGAACCUUGAUGUCCCUGACGUAAAACUGAAAGGCAAAGGCAUAAAGAAACCUUCACUCAACAUGUCUGCAGGAAAGAUUUCAGCUCCAGAUGUGGACCUAAACUUAGCAGCACCAAAUGUGGACCUUGCUUCCCCAAAAUUACAAGGUGAUUUCAAAGGGCCAAACAUUGACUUAAAUGCUCCGAAGGUGGAUGGCAUUGAUGCAGACGGAAAUUUUAAGCUCCCAAAAUUAACAAAACCUGCUUUUUCACUAUCUGGAAAUAAACCAAAAGUGCCUGAUCUGAAUCUGUCUGUGCCAGAUGUGAAGGCAGAUAUAAAGACUCCUGAUAUGGACCUUAAUGGAGGAGUGGAUCUCCCGGAAGCAAAGGGGAAAUGGAAAAUGCCGAAGUUGCAUCUGCCCUCCUUUGGAGUAUCUGGACCCAAAGGACCAGAUGUGGAUUUUGAUGGCUCAAUAAAAACUCCUGGUAUUGAUGUGUCAGCUCCAAAUCUUAAGGGGAAUUUUGACUCUCCAGAUGUUGACUUGAAAUUUCCAAAGGGAAAAAUUGAUGCAAACUUGCCAGAAACAGAACUUACAGGAGGGAAGUUUAAGUUACCAGGAGUAAAUUGGCCAAGUAGUAAAUUGUCAUUGUCAGGUCCUGAAAAAGAAUUGAACCUACCAAAAGGUCAGGUAGAUUUUUCUGCUCCUGACAUUAAGGGGGAUAUUAAAGGUCCCGGUCUCGAUCUCAAAGGCCCAAAUAUGGACAUCAAUGCUCCAAGUGUUAAUAUGCCUGAUGCAAAUGGAAAAUUCAAAAUGCCAAAUUUAACGAUGCCUUCAUUUGGGUUUUCUGGACCCAAAGGACCAGGUGUGGAUUUUGAUGGUUCAGUAAAAGCACCCAGUGUUGACGUGUCUGCUCCAAAUCUUAAGGGGAAUUUUGAAUCUCCAAAUGUUGAUUUGAAACUUCCAAAGGGAAAAAUUGAUGCAAAUUUGCCAGAAGCAGAACUUAAAGGAGGGAAGUUUAAGUUACCAGGAGUAAAUUGGCCAGGUAAUAAAUUGCCAUUGUCAGGACCUGAUAAUGGACUGAACCUACCGAAUGGGCAGGUAGAUCUUUCUGGUCCUGACAUUCAAGGAGAUAUCAGAGGUCCCAGCAUUGAUGUGAAAGCACCACAUUUGAGUGUUUCUGAACCAAAAUCGAAGUUUCAAAUGCCAAAGGUCGAAUUGCCAUCCAUCCGAAUGUCUGGACCUAAAACACCAGAUCUGGGUGUUAAUUCUUCAGUAAAAAUGCCUAGCGUUGAUGUGGCAGGUCCUUCUAUUAAGGGGAAUUAUAAAUCCCCUGACUUUGGGAUCGAUGUUCCUAAUGUGUCUCCGGGAAAUGUGGACCUCAAUCUACCAACAGGAAAUAUAAAAGGAGGUGCAGGUAUUGACAUGUCUGGAUUAAACAAAAGAAACAUGCAGGGUGCAAACAUAGGUGUUAAAGAUACAAAGUUCAGUGUUAGUUCUCCAAAUCUGAAUGGCGGAUUUCGUGAAGUUGGUGUUGACGUGAACUCCCCAAAUCCUUCUGCUCAACUGUAUUCUCCCAAAUUAAAAGUAAGCACAGAUGAAAAUAUCAACAUGCAGAAUAAUUUUUCAAGAGAAACAUUUAAAUUAAGAUCAUCCUCUGCAUCUGAUCUAGAUGAUGUAACUGCACAAGGAAAAUACAAUACCAAUUUACAACCAAGAACAUCUAGUUCCAUAAAUGUCAAUGAUCCCUCCGUGAGUAAAAAAAAUAAGUUCAAGUUGUCAAAAUUAUUCAAUUUUAAUCAUAAAUCAAAGGGAUCAGUUGAUUUCACAAAGUCUCAGGCAGCAAAAUCACCUGGAACAUUUCAACCAAACUCUCUAUUCCCACAGGUUGAGUUUGCUGUGUCUAAAGAUUGACGAUAAAUUGCAUUUGCUGCUAUUAAGACAUGAUUUAUUCCAGCAACAGAUAUACAAUUCACCUAAAUUAGCCUCAAUAAAUAUAAAUAAUCAUUGGUGUAUUUCUACAAUAACAUUUUAUUUGGCCUUAUUUAGUAAAAACAAAAAGAAUAUUAAAUUCAAAAUGGCUGGCCCAAUGCAGUAAAUUGGGCUACUCUGGAAUACUAUAUUUUUAUGGAUACACAUUUAAAGACAUUUAAGAUUGUCGAGGCUAGUAGACCUGCUUCCCCACUGCAAAAAUAAGUCCGGGUUCAAACCUGACCUUCACUGCUGACUGUGUAGACUUUGCAAGUUUCCUCCAGGGGCUCAGGUUUCCUCCCACAUCCAAAGACGUGUAGGUUGGGUAGAUCGAUUGGUCCUUUUAUAUUUUCCCCAGAGUGUAGGUGAGCGAGUUGAUGGGAAUGUGCAAGAAUAAAA
This is a messenger RNA of Amblyraja radiata (thorny skate), 6002 nucleotides long. Its product is annotated as neuroblast differentiation-associated protein AHNAK-like. Gene Ontology annotation, cellular component: costamere; nucleus; cytoplasm. Bases 225 to 5546 code for a protein of 1773 amino acids. Gene Ontology annotation, molecular function: protein binding. The record is from RefSeq and is a predicted model, not a curated record. Lineage: Eukaryota; Metazoa; Chordata; Chondrichthyes; Rajiformes; Rajidae. Gene Ontology annotation, biological process: regulation of RNA splicing. The transcript has 7 exons.